Leishmania braziliensis MHOM/BR/75/M2904 is the source of this 4536-nucleotide messenger RNA. RefSeq lists its product as hypothetical. The record is from RefSeq and is a predicted model, not a curated record. The transcript has a single exon. Lineage: Eukaryota; Euglenozoa; Kinetoplastea; Trypanosomatida; Trypanosomatidae. Bases 1 to 4536 code for a protein of 1511 amino acids.
AUGAAGAAGGUGCUGGUGCUGAACGGCGACUCGUAUGUCGGUCGCCAUGUCGUGAAGGCAUUCUACCAGUCGUACGAGUAUGACGUUGAGAUCACGCUCACACGCACUGGCGAGCGGGCCGCGGCGACGACACGUACGGUGUCGAAGGCGACCUCGAGUGACUGGCUGUGGGAUCAGAUGAAGAGUCUGUGGGACUCGCUUGAAAGGUCGCUGGUCGCCGCUGCGGCCGACAACUCGGACGACCCUUCUACCGCCUCUACACCUGGAUCGCACUGCAGGAGCAAGAAGCGCGCCACAUCCGCUGUAGGCACGGAGGAGUUGCCCACAUCACCGCCACUCGCAGGCUUGUCCGCAGAGGAGCAAGAUAUGUUGCCGGCAGACCUCCAGUUCUGUGUGCGCAGUAUCGUUCCAAAGCACAACGACAACGCAGAGGAGUUCCGUAAGCGCCUGCUCGCCAAUGACGUCGUCAUUGCUGUCCUCCAGGACGACACGUACGAGGCCAUGUGCGCCAUCCGCAUUCUCGCCGGGACACAUUACGAAGUAGAGAAAACGUUUGUACUGGUGUCCUCGGCCGUGACGUGGGCGUACACACUGACGUCAGAGCGCGCGCGUGCCCGUGAGAUGCGGCAGAGGGAGCGCGAGGAGGAAAGAAGCGCCUUCUUGGAGGAGCUCCUCAACGCUGAGGAUGAAGACAUUGGUGACGAGGAUGACCUUAGCGAGGGCGCUGCUGCCAUGGCAGAGAGAGAGGCGCGCCGUGCAGCGCGUCGCACAGAGCUAGAGCGGCGCCUUCCCUUCUCACUGCGCGAGCCUGCCUCUGGCGAGGACGAGGCCGAGAUCCACGCGCUUGUUCCGGACCGAGUCUUUACCGACGACGCCUAUGCGCAGCGUGUGCCUCACCCGCGCUUUCAGCACUGGCACUCACUGGAGCACCUCGUGAAGUGCGCCAACACUGAGACGCUGCACACCUACGUUGUCUUCGCUGGUCUCCCGUACGGCGCCGGCGAAGGGUCGGAGAUGCUGUUCGGGCUCCUGCGGAGCGCAUGGUACCACCAGGUUCUGCCGCAGUACGGCGCCGGCGUGAAUAGGAUCCCCAUGAUCCACGUGCAGGACUUGGCCUCGGUCCUCUACAAGGUUGGCAGCGCCUACGAUGUGCUUGACAAGCGGUACGUGUUCGCUGUCGACCAGGGCCACGUCACACAGCGGCAGCUGCUGCACGCUGUGCAGGCGCGCUUCGGCGGGUUUGUGCAGCCGGCUGUUGCAGUGUCCCUGCCGCUGACGGCAGCGGACUUGGUGUGUCUUGAUGGGCUGGAGCUGCCACCGCCGACCAGCCCGCAAGACCUUUUCGCCACGUUUGGCAACGAGUCGUGCUGGGGCGACGGCGGCGCUCUCUUGACCGCCCUGGUGCUCUCGGACAUCCAAGCGGAGCCCUCUACCGCGCUGACGGUGCACGUGGAGGAGGAGUGGGUGUCCCUCGACGGCUUCCUGGCGAACCUUGACGUCGUAUGCGCGCAGUUUCGCGCUGCGCACGCGGAGAUGUUCAAGCCGGUCCGCGCCCUCAUCACCGGCCCACCGCUGAGCGGGGCAGAGACCGUCGCCGCUCUGCUGGCGCAACACUGCCGUGUGCCGUGCGUGUCGCGUGAAAGCAUUGUUGUGGACUACAAGGCGCACAUGGCGGACGUGCGCGCCGCGCUGCGAGGCCUGCUCAUGCGUCGCCUACAGCGCCGUCGCGCCCGGAUGCAAGCUCGGCUGGUGCGUCAGGCAGCGCAGGAGAAAGUUGCUCAACGUCUAGCAAAAGAGGAGCAGCGGCGCCAGCGGCGAGAGGAUCGGCAGCAGCGCGGCGACACAGACGAUGACAGCGGAAGCGAGGAGGAACGGGACGAGGAAGGGUCGGCAGCGGAUGAGGAGGGCGAGGGCAUCGACGCGGCAUCUGAGGUGGACUCCCGUGCCUCUCUGAUGUCGAUCUUUCUUCCUCCGGCCACCAAAAGUGCUGAUGACGGCAACGAAGACGAGGAGGACGCGGUGCAGCAAUGGCGGCAGCCGCCUUUACGGCCCAUUGAGCUGGUUGUGAACGAGGUGUACAUCCGCGGCGCCGCCGAUGCCGGCGUUGACGACGGAGACCACGAAGGCAGCGCUGAGAUUGACGAGGAGCAAGAGGAAGGGGGAGAGGAGGAUGACAGGGAAGGUGGCGGCAACUGGCUCGCUCAGCUCGACGCACAGGAUGAGGAAGCACAAGCAGAAAUGGAAGAGGACCGCGAGCUACUGCCUCCUGUGCCCCUCUCCGCUGCCAUGGGCGAUAGGGUCCUGCCUUCACUAGCUCUACCGCGCUUUGCUGCCCGUAGCCGUGGCCGCGCCUUUGCACGCGACGUGGACCGGCAGGAGCUGCGAUGCAUCGCGGCGCUUCGUCAGGAGUACCUUCUCGGUCUAAAGGUGCUUGCGCUAAAGGUGUCUACGGAGGGGCGAUUGCCACGUCCGCUGCCCACUCCAGCGGUGACCGAGGACGGCGUCAAUGAUGGCGGGUACGGUGACGAGGUUGGCCGCGGCGGCACCAGCAAUGGGACCGACGGAGAGGGCGACGAGGAGGACGAGGAGGAUGAGGAGGAUGAGGAGGCGGAUGGGGAGGCGCCGAGCGACGGUGAGCCUCACGCGUCGCCGGAGGGCAGCAGCAACGGCGCCGAGGAGGAGGACGAGGGUACCGAUUACGGAUGCGCUGACACCAGCAACGAGGCGAAUCCGAUCCUUGCGAUCGACCCCGACGAAGACGACUCCGCGUACCUCGACUGUGCGCUCGCCUUCAUGUGUCGGUGGCGCCUGCGUCAGUCGGAUUGCCGCUGCCAAGGCUACAUUCUCAGCGACUUCCCGCAGACGCUGGCGCAGGCCAUCUUAUGCUUCCGUGCAAAUGAAACCGAACUCGAGGAUGGAGAGCUGCGCCGCCAACGUGCUCUCGCCCCACUGCUGACGCGCACUGAUGACCACGCUGCCGAAGACAACAGCGACGCGGACGACGAGGACGGCGGGCCUCUAGCCCCUAUAGAUGCGGACUUCCCUCUACCUGACAUCGCCAGCAUCAAGGAGGAGGAGCUGGUGGCGCUGGAGCGGGCCCAUCGCCGUAGCCGCGGCCCAGCAUGUAGUGGCAGCGCCGCCGGGGAGGUAGAGUCGAUGGGUGACUUGACGGAGGAGGCGGCCGCUGCCAGCAGCGACGUGGAGACCGUAAUGACGCCUGUGGACGAGUCUCUCUUCGUAGACUAUGUUGUGGCACUCCAGGCCGACCCGGCUCUCUUGCGCGCCACGAUCGAUGCUCUACAGACAAAGCUGGAUGCGGCUGCGGCUCGGCAGCCAUCGUCGACGUCUCCGAGAGACGCCGCACCCUCUGCGCACAGUACUGCUGCGAUAGGGUUGUCAGAGGCGGCGCUCGCCACGCUUCGUGCCUCUCUCCAUAUCACACCAUAUGCUGCACAGCUCGAGUGGUACAUGAAGCAUCACGCUGCCACUGCUUCUCCGAUCCAGUCGCUCCUGGCGUGGCUCAGCGCCAUCACAACAACACCCGCGCUAGGUGUGCGCAGCGCGCAAGUUAUUGUCCCCCCUAACAACAAUGAUGAUGUUGCUGACGCUGAGGGCGCGGGCGGCGUCGCCGCAACUACCAUGGAGGCACCUCCAACGACCCGCACCGCACAGAUGCUCUUCAUGUCGGUGCCGGUGUUAAACACAGAGGAAGUGAAAGCAUGCUGGUGCGCGGCGCGCGAGCGAAAGGCGCGAGCUGACGCGAGGGCGGCAACGGUCGGUAUGGCGACACGAACGAUGCCGAACCGUACAUGCGGUGAUGAGUGCGGAUCGGCGUUGGUGAAUGCAAUGCUCCCGGUGGCGCUGUUGCGGCUCGCACCGCUCUGCUGGACCGGCGCUGCGGCCCCAAAGUCUGCAGCACUCCUCAGCCAGGCCCCUUCCUCCUCAGCGCACACCCCGCACCCUUGUGACAGUCUCGCCGCGUCGCGGUGUGCACUACAGCCGGCCGCAUCUCUAGAGGCUCUUGCGCAGGAGCUGUGCACACGUAUUGCGCCCGCGCGCCGAGAUCCCAUAGCUGUGGCUACGGCUGCUGCACUGCCAGCGGCAUGCGUAACAGCCGAUCGUGCGUCGUACACAAGCACUGAGACGACCUCGCCGCUCGCGCUCAACGCCACGGCGACGGCUGCCGCGCCAGCGAGUCAAGUGGAUGUCGCAGGGGGGUCUGAAGCACCAGCCGAUGCUAGCGCCUCAGACGCUGCAGCGGCAGCGGUGGAGCGGAAGGCGAGGUUCGCUGCUGCUUCUCAGGACGAGGCGUCCCAGAUCCUGCAUGAGUUGGCCUCCCUGCGUCAUCUGCAGAUCGUUGAAGGAAGCCCUGAAACGGCGGAAAUGCUGGGACUGCCUGCGGAGACGUACCUGAUGAGGUACGUGCUUCCGAGUCUGACGCCUGUCAUGACGGGUGUGGUGCGUACGCGAUCAAAUGACCCUGUCUCCACGCUAGCUGAUGCUCUCUUCGACCACUGCCGCCGUGUAACGCUGUAA